Molecule: messenger RNA, 1125 nt
Organism: Urocitellus parryii (Arctic ground squirrel)
Lineage: Eukaryota; Metazoa; Chordata; Mammalia; Rodentia; Sciuridae
Gene: Pglyrp4
Product: peptidoglycan recognition protein 4
Biological process (GO): peptidoglycan catabolic process
Molecular function (GO): zinc ion binding; N-acetylmuramoyl-L-alanine amidase activity
Source: RefSeq, a predicted model, not a curated record
AUGCUGCCCUGGCUUCUCGUCUUCUCUGUUCUGGGUCUCCAGUCCUGUGCUGUUUCCUCCUGGGACAAAGCACACACCACACAGGUGUCRGAAGGUCUGCAGGCCUUGUUUGGCAACAUCUCCCAGCUCAUUGAAAGAGGCAAACUCGGUCUUGAUGAUGUCUUCUCCAUGGUCUCGCGCAAGGAAUGGGGGGCAGAAGCUCUUGGCUGCAGCUCUCAACUGAUCAUGCCGGUGGAUGUCCUCGUCACACAUCAUGUCCCUGGGCUGGAGUGCCACGACCAGGCGCUUUGCAGUCAGAGGCUGCRGGAACUGCAGGCCUAUCACGUCCACAGCAACAGUUGGUGUGACGUGGCCUACAACUUCCUGGUCGGGGAYGAUGGCAGGGUGUAUGAAGGUGUUGGUUGGAACGUCCCAGGCUCGCACACCCAAGGCUACAGCAACAUUUCCCUGGGCGUCGCCUUCUUCGGCACCAAGGAAGGCCUCAGCCCCAGCCCUGCCGCCCUGUCAGCCAUGAAGGACCUCGUCUCUUACGCCGUGCAGAGGGGACACCUGUCACCUAGCUACACYCAGCCACUUGUGAGGGGCGAGAACUGCCUGGCUCCUCCCCCAAAGGCAAGGCUGAGGCACGCUUGCCCGAGCAUUGUCCCYCGGUCUGCUUGGGGGGCCAGGGAGACCUACUGUCCCAAGAUGACCCUUCCUGCUAAGUACGUGGUCAUCCUCCACACUGCGGGGAGGAGCUGCGGAGUGUCUGAGGAGUGCCGCCUGCUGGUGCGCGACCUGCAGUCCCUCUUCAUGGACAGACGCCACGCCUGCGACGUGGGGUAUAACUUCCUCGUGGGCCAGGAUGGUGCCGUUUACGAAGGGGUCGGCUGGAAUGUCCAAGGCUCCCGAACCCCUGGCUACAAUGACAUCGCCUUGGCCAUCUCGUUCAUGGGCACCUUUACAGGUACUGCGCCRAAUGCCUCUGCGCUGGAGGUGGCCAAGGACCUGAUCCAGUGUGCCGUGGUCAAGGGGUACCUGGCCCCCAACUACCUGCUGGUGGGCCACAGUGAUGUGGCCAAUACUCUGUCCCCGGGACAGGCUUUGUACAACAUCAUCAAGACUUGGCCUCACUUCAAACACUGA